Molecule: messenger RNA, 3007 nt
Organism: Ahaetulla prasina
Lineage: Eukaryota; Metazoa; Chordata; Lepidosauria; Squamata; Colubridae
Gene: LMNB1
Product: lamin B1
Exons: 11
Coding region: 603-2378 (591 amino acids)
Source: RefSeq, a predicted model, not a curated record
AUUGGUUUUGCGCUGAGCCCGCCUGUUUUGUGUCCCUUUCUACGCGGGAGGAGCGGCCGGAGGCUGUGCACCACCUCGGUUGGGUAGCUAGGUUUGCUCUUUCCAACGGCAAGCGCCAGCGGGAGUCUGCGCGGGUCUUCUUCGAGGCAUCUGCACUUUUCCUUCUGUCGCUUCCCCUUUUAAAAAAAAAAAAAUCCCUCUGUAUUUCCCUCUCAGCACCUGCAGAAGCCUCAUUUGUUUUCGCUCCUCCUCUUUCCUUUUCCUCCUUUUUCCCGCCUGGCUGCUUCCUUUCGCCUCCCCCGUUCAUUCAUUUGAAACCUUGGAAUUGUUUUUUUCUUUCGCUUCACUUUCCCCCCUCUUUUUCUACAGCUGAAGCAAGGGGCAUUCUAAUUUUUUUUUUCCUGGUUCGGGUUUGCUUGUAAAGUCUCCUUUCUGCUUUUCAAUCCGAUUUGUUCCGCUGGGCUCAGGAGACGUCUGCGUCCUCCGACCCCUCUUUCUUUCCACCCCAGAAACUUUCGGGGCCUCCGACAUCGCCGGUUUCCCGCUUUGCGCCCCCCCCUUUUUUUUAUCUUCAUUCCAUUUCCCCGCGCUUUGUUCGCGCCAUGGCGGCUGCUGUGGCGGCUUCCACACCGAUAGGGCAGCGCACCCGGAGCAGUGCGGCCAGCACACCGCUUAGUCCGACCCGCAUCACCCGCCUGCAAGAAAAGGAGGAAUUGCGGGAUCUCAAUGACCGCCUGGCUGUUUACAUCGAUAAGGUGCGCAGCUUGGAGAUCGAGAACAGUGCGCUUCACCUCCAAGUCACCGAGCGGGAAGAGGUGCGUGGCCGUGAACUCACCGGCCUUAAAUCCCUCUAUGAGACCGAGCUGGCCGAUGCCAGGCGCUCUUUGGACGACACGGCUCGGGAGAGAGCCAAACUGCAGAUCGAGGUGGGCAAGAUCCGCGCUGAACACGACCAGCUUCUUGGCAACUAUGCAAAAAAAGAAUCUGAUCUGAAUUGUGCUCUGGCAAAGCUUCGGGAAUUUGAAGCUUCUCUAAAUGCAAAAGAAGCAGCCCUUGCUACAGCACUUGGUGAUAAAAAAAGUCUGGAAGGGGAGCUUGAGGACUUAAAGGAUCAGAUUACUCAGCUUGAAGCUGCUUUAACAGCUGCCAAGAAACAAUUGGUGGAUGAAACAUUAUUGAAAGUGGAUCUCGAAAACCGCUGCCAAAGUUUGAUUGAAGACUUGGAAUUUCGAAAAAAUAUGUAUGAAGAGGAAAUAAAUGAAACAAGAAGGAAACAUGAGACUCGCCUUGUUGAGGUGGACUCUGGGCGUCUGAUAGAGUAUGAAUACAAACUGAGUCAAGCACUGAAAGAAAUGAGAGAGCAACAUGAUGCACAAGUGAAACUUUACAAAGAAGAGCUUGAAGAAACAUACCAUGCCAAACUUGAAAACGCAAGAUUCUCCUCUGAAAUGUGCAGCUCAGCUGCUAACACCGUAAGAGAAGAACUUACAGAAAGUCGCAUGCGCAUUGAUAGCCUCUCUUCCCAACUGUCUGCUUUACAAAAAGAGUCUAGAGGAUGGCUAGAGAGAAUGCAAGAACUGGAAGACAUCCUGGCUAAAGAAAGGGAUACCUUCCGCAGGACACUCUCUGACAAAGAGAGAGAGAUGGCAGAGAUACGAGAUCAGAUGCAACAGCAGUUGAAUGAUUAUGAACAACUGCUAGAUGUAAAAUUGGCUCUGGAUAUGGAAAUCAAUGCCUAUAGGAAGCUGUUGGAGGGUGAAGAAGAAAGGUUGAAACUUACUCCCAGCCCAUCUUCUCGUGUAACUGUCUCUCGGGCAUCAUCAAGCCGUAGUGUUCGUACAACAAGGGGAAAGAGGAAGAGGGUUGAUGUUGAAGAAUCGGAGGCCAGUAGUAGUGUUAGUAUCGCUCACUCAGCUUCUGCCACUGGAAAUAUCUGUAUUGAGGAGAUAGAUGUAGAUGGGAAAUUUAUCCGCUUGAAGAACACUUCUGAUCAGGAUCAACCAAUGGGAGGCUGGGAGAUGAUCAGAAAAAUAGGAGAUGUUUCUGUGAAUUAUAAGUAUACCUCAAGAUAUGUGCUGAAGGCAGGCCAGACUGUUACAAUUUGGGCUGCUAAUGCUGGAAUAACAGCCAGUCCUCCCUCUGACCUCAUCUGGAAGAACCAGAAUUCCUGGGGCACUGGCAAAGAUGUGAAGGUUGUUCUGAAAAACUCUCAGGGAGAGGAAGUUGCUCAGAGAAGCACCGUCUUCAAAACAACUUUACUUGAAGCUGAAGAGGGGGAAGAAGUAGAAGAAGAACCAGUUGAAGCUGUAGAAGAGGAAGAUCUAUUUCACCAGCAGGGAGACCCACGAGGAGCCAACAGAAGCUGUGCAAUCAUGUAAAUGGCAAUCAUCUAGUCCUCACUUAUGCUUAUCCCUUCCUGCAGAGGAGAACCUUCUUGGAAGCACAACAUAUUUUUGUAUUUCCUUUUGUGAAUUUUAAAGCUGUGUCUGGCCUUAAUUUCCUUUCUUCCAGAGGAGGAGGUUUUUGUAUGUCAAAUCAUAUAUAUAGCUUUUUGAAAUGUGAACUAUUGACACUGAACUAUGUACUGUUUUUUCAAAAAAACAACCCUCAUUUUUACGGUGGCCCUUUUUUAAUAUCCUUGUUAAAAAAAUACUUGUGUGGGGUUUGGUUAUUAGUCUAGCCAUCUACUCUUUAUCUUUUUACAUUCUUACAUGCUUUUUGGAAGGGGGAGGAAAGUGCUUUCAACAAAUUUUUGUAUGGAAAACUUUUGUAUUUUAGCAAUCAAGAUACACAAAUUUUACUCACGAUAUUUGUAAAGAAAAUUGUCGUCCAUUAGUUACAUCAUAAAUAGAAGGAUGAAGGACUCUAUAAAACUAUUUGACUAGUUUUACUUAGCAAUUUAAUCAGGAAAUGGGCUUAUGUUAAUGUGUGAUGUGUGUUUUUAAAUUCUAGUGUAACUUGCAUACUUUUUCAUGUCAUAUUAACAAUAAAAGCUAUCUUAAGAAGG